Molecule: messenger RNA, 1844 nt
Organism: Aphidius gifuensis
Lineage: Eukaryota; Metazoa; Arthropoda; Insecta; Hymenoptera; Braconidae
Product: putative adenylate cyclase regulatory protein
Exons: 3
Coding region: 40-1683 (547 amino acids)
Biological process (GO): SCF-dependent proteasomal ubiquitin-dependent protein catabolic process
Cellular component (GO): SCF ubiquitin ligase complex
Source: RefSeq, a predicted model, not a curated record
AUCAACUCACUGGACUACGACUCAUUAGCUAAAAUCUUCAUGCUGCUGCCAGUACCAGAAAGAAUAGACAUGGAAAAAGUUUGUACCAAAUGGAAAGAGGCAUGUCAACUAGCUUGGUAUGACAUUAAAGAAUACAAAUGUAAAUCAUCAAUUGGACGUUGUUAUGAUAACUGUUUGUUGACACAACCAUACCUCGAGGAAAUAUUAUUAAGAUGUGGUAAUUAUCUAAAAGAAUUGUCUCUCUCAAAUGUUUGUAAUUCAAGUAUCAUGCCAUUUGUUGGUGAUCACUGUAAAAAUUUAACAACCUUGGAAUGUAAAUUUAAUGAUGAUUCUCUAAUUGAUAAUGCUGACCACUUUGUUCAGGCAUUUACACAAUUGGAUAAAUUAAAAUGCAUUAAAAUAACAGUGGGUCACAACUGCUCGAAAUGGAAAUUUAAUCUCUCUGCAAUAAUCGAUAGUUUUCCAGAAGAAAUUAAUGAAAUUCAUUUAUUUUCUGAACCUAUAUGUGAUCUUCGAGUACGAAAUAUUUCCAUGUCUGUUCGAAGAUUCGGAAAUCUUCAAAAAUUAACAUUAGUUGGUAUCUUCUUGAACAACAUAAAUUUCCAAGAAAUAGCAGACUUAACAACACUUGUUUAUCUUAGCAUUGGACUACAGAGUAAAAGACACAAUAACCAUUCUCUAUUUAAUAAACUUGUUAAUUUAGAGUAUAUCGACGUAAAGAUGGGUACUAUGUAUUAUGGGGACAACAUCUCAACAGAAGAACUUGAGACUAUUUUUUGUACAUGCAAAAAUCUUAAACAUCUUGAUAUUCCACAAUGUUCUUAUACUGUAGCUGGAAUUCCUCUUGAGAAAUGGAUAAACUUUCAAAAUUUACAACAUCUUGGAAUUUCUUGUCAUUUAACGCCUGAGUUAGCAAAUACAAUUGUUAAAUACUGCAAGAAUUUAAAACAUUUGAGAAUACCUAAUUACUAUGGGAAUAAUACGUAUUCUUUAAAAAAGUUAACAGAGUUGGAAAAUCUUGAAUGUUUAAUAUUGGGUAGUCCGAAUUAUCUCCAUGAGGAAUCAAUAAUCGCAAUUUCAAACAAUUGUAAAAAACUUAAACGCUUGGAAAUUCCUGAUUGCGAUAUACAACCAGCUAUUGAUGAUCUCCCACUAUCUUCUCCGUCUGUUCUUGAUGAGUUAUCGAAAUUGCAAUAUCUUGAACAUCUAAAUUUACGUAGAGCAAACAAUCUUGAAGAUAGUACAAUUAUUGCUAUUGCUAAUAAUUGUAAAAACCUAAAAAAAUUAGAUAUCCGAGAUUGCAAAACUAUUACUAAAACAGCUCUUGUUGCUUUAACAAACUUGAAAAAUUUACAAAUACUUAAUGUAAGUUAUCUUGAUAAUAUAAUAACCAACAGCUUCAUUAUCAAAUUGACAGGCUUAAAAGAAUUGGAUUGUUCUUAUUGCCGAAAACUUACUAAUUCCGGUAUUAUUCAAUUUAUAAAAAAUAAUCCAGAUCUUGAAUUUCUUAAUGUCUGCUUUAUUGAAAAGAUUACAGCUAACUUGAUUACUGCUGCUGAUAAGGCAACUAAAAAUCGUACAAAUGGUAUAAUUUUACACAUACGAAUAUCUAAUCCGUCAAUAAUACAAACAUCUAAGUCAAAAAUUAAAUCUCAAUGGUUAGUUGUUGGAUCUACACGUUAAUAUUUUUGUAAAACUAAGUUUAGAAAUAAAUAUACUUUCUUGAAUAAUUUUUGUAUGGAACAAUUAUUUCCACCCUAAAUGGUACGUAUGUAAUUACAGCUUUGAUGAUAUUCAAGUGGCCUAAAGAACCAUUUUAUAUAUUUUUUCAAUAUAAAUUUGCC